Lactuca saligna is the source of this 804-nucleotide messenger RNA. The record is from the annotation of a GenBank genome assembly. Lineage: Eukaryota; Viridiplantae; Streptophyta; Magnoliopsida; Asterales; Asteraceae.
AUGCAUAUUCGUAAGAAGGUAACCUUAAUGCCUCACAGCAGAAUCCGAACAGAUCCUCACAAAAUCGCCGACGAUAACGACGAUGAACGGUGGUUUCCGUUCUACUUCGUCAUCAUGAUGCCUAACACCGUCGCUACAAUCGCCAAAGCCAUCGGCCGCAACGAAUACUCAACGGCGCUUCUCUGUGCAUCGGUUUUUUUAUGUUUCGUUUUGUUGAAAUUCUGUCUAUCUAGAUACCGAUCCAUGCCUGAAAACGAGAAAUCGAGCCAGAAAUUUGUGCUGAAAUUGAAUAUGUGGUUUCUAUACACGGCUAUUUCGUUUGGAUUUGUUUAUCCGUUUGCGGAUUUUUUCCCUCCGCCGACGACGGUGGCUCUGUAUUCCGUUGUGGUGGUGUUUAGUUUGUUUUUGUUCUAUGUGUUCGUGAUGGUUGAUCUCGCGAGGUAUUGGAAGCUCUGGAUACACAGUGAGGAUGAACACAGGAGGUUAGAUGCCAGAAACUUGAAUGAUCACUCCGUUUUGAUCUGGGCGCAAAAGCGAAGCGACAGAAGGCCGUCAAAGCAGCCCCCUGCCACACGCCACCGCAAAUCGCUGUCAUUCGCUACUGCUGCCACCGACAUCCUGCAGCCACCGCCGUCUGCUGCUGCUGCCGUUGCUGGUAAGAAAGAAACAUAUAGAAUGUUCAAGAAUGGUGGUGCUGGUAAGGAAGAAGAAAAAAGAACGGGUGGGGGGAAGUGGGUUUUUGGGGUUUUUUUGGGGCAGCCGAUCUCUGGCGAGCCCUCCUUGGUUCUUUUGCUUUGGCGCUAG